AUGAAGUACAGAAAAGCGGGUACACGGACUGGCUGUCAAGCAAUGGUUCGCUAUGCUAUUGAUCUUGAUGGCAACUGGACCAUAAAGAAAUUUGUUGAAAGUCAUAACCAUCCCUUGGCGGAAUCCGAUGACAAGCACCUUCUACGUUCCAGUCAAAAGAUUAGCGAGUUAAAUGCAAAUUUACUAAGAUUAAUGACAAGUUCUGGGAUUAGAGCAGCUGAUGCAUUCAAUUUCCUUGCAACAGAGGUUGAUGGUGUUGAAAACUUGGAGUGCACUAAACAAGAUGCAUACAACUUCAUUCAAAGGGAUAAAAGAAGCAGAAUUGAACAGGACGAUGUCAACUCUCUCUUACAAUUAUUCAUGGAGCGCCAAAAUGAAAAUAGCAUUUUUGCAUGGGAUUUCCAAAGUGAUGACGAGGGUAGACUUACAAGCUUUUUCUUGAGUGAUGGGUCUUGCAGUCUAGAUUAUGAUUUUUUUGGAGAUGUCAUCAUUUUCGACACUAGCUACCGUUUGAAUAAGUAUAAUUUAUGUUGUGCUACUUUCGUUGGGAUAAACCACCAUCAGCAAAAUGUUUUAUUCAGAGUUGGUUUUUUAUUUGACGAGACGAUAGAAUCGUUCAAAUGGUUAUUCAAAACCUUCAUUCAUAUAAUGGAUGAUAAGCAUCCAAUUACAAUGUUUACAGACCAGGAUCAAACGAUGGCAAGAGUUAUUGCAGAUUGUCUUCCAUUCACAAGACAUAGAUUAUGCCAACGGCAUAUCUAUAAGAAAUUCUCGUCGAAAGUUCAUUGCGGUGUGACGUACAAGAGCGUUAACAAUCUAUUUUAUAAAUGCAUGAGCAAGUGUGAUUCGGAAGAUGAGUUUGAAGUUACUUGGGCUCUAAUGAUCGAGCAAGGAAAACUGCACAACAACAUGUGGCUAGAUGCAUUGUACCGUAUAAGACAUAACUGGUCAACUGCAUUCAAUAAAGAAUUUUUUGGAAUGGGAAUCUUGUCUACUCAAAGAAGUGAGUCCACAAAUAGUGUCUGUCAUGGUGCAUCUAAGCCCACUAGUUCCCUAACAGAUUGCUUUCUGGGGCUAGAAAAUAUUAUGAAGGCAUGGAGAAGGAACGAAAAGGAUGAAGUCUUCAAAAGUUUUCAAAAUGUUAUUACACCGACAGUUAAAACAAACCCAGUGUUGAGGCAAGCUGCGACAUAUUGUACCCGAAAACUCUACUCUAUGUUUGAAGAGUUACUUCACGGUCUAUGUGGAUUGACAGUCAAUUCCUCAGUUGAGAGUCCAUCCGAAUUCUAUGUUAGAGGUUUGGAUAAUCAGGACACAAGUAGAGUCUGGCUUGUUAUAUUUGAUAGGCUUAAUUGCGACAUCACCUGCAGUUGCAAGAAAUUCAAAAUGACAGGUCUGCUUUGCUCUCACUGUCUACACGUCCUUAAUGCUAAUAAUAUAGCAAAGAUUCCCGAGAAAUAUUUAUUAUUCAGAUGGUCUGCUAAGGCAAAGAAAUAUAUCUAUAAUAGUUUUGGAUACAAACAUAUGAAAAACUCUCGAGCUCAAAUGUCUGGCACAACAUCCAGAGGAAUCAUAUUUCGGCACAUGCUCAAAAGUUUGUCUAUCAAUUAA
Molecule: messenger RNA, 1611 nt
Organism: Phalaenopsis equestris
Lineage: Eukaryota; Viridiplantae; Streptophyta; Magnoliopsida; Asparagales; Orchidaceae
Product: protein FAR1-RELATED SEQUENCE 5-like
Exons: 1
Coding region: 1-1611 (536 amino acids)
Biological process (GO): regulation of DNA-templated transcription
Molecular function (GO): zinc ion binding
Source: RefSeq, a predicted model, not a curated record